Molecule: messenger RNA, 999 nt
Organism: Penicillium macrosclerotiorum
Lineage: Eukaryota; Fungi; Ascomycota; Eurotiomycetes; Eurotiales; Aspergillaceae
Product: aminotransferase class IV
Exons: 1
Coding region: 1-999 (332 amino acids)
Biological process (GO): carboxylic acid metabolic process
Molecular function (GO): catalytic activity
Source: RefSeq, a predicted model, not a curated record
AUGUCUACUAUGCAAAGUUUCUUCGCCUCCUAUGAUGCGCGUCAGAAAGUGCUUGCAUCAAGCACCAACCCUUUCGCCAACGGUGUCGCGUGGGAGGAAGGAGAAUUGGUCCCUCUGCAUGAGGCGCGCAUCCCUAUCCUUGACCAAGGAUUCAUGCAUAGUGAUCUUACAUACGAUGUUCCUUCCGUCUGGGACGGACGUUUCUUCCGCCUCGAUGAUCACAUCACCCGAUUAGAGGCAAGCUGCAACAAACUACGUCUGAAGUUGCCGCUCCCCCGUGAGGAGGUAAAACACACCCUUGUGGAAAUGGUCGCGAAGAGUGGAAUUCGCGAUGCCUUUGUCGAGAUCAUCGUUACCCGCGGUCUCAAGGGAGUUCGAGGUACCAACCCAAAGGACAUUCGCAACAACCUCUAUAUGUUCAUCCAGCCAUAUAUGUGGGUGAUGGAGCCCGAAGUACAGCCAGUCGGUGGCAGCGCAAUCGUUGCGCGGACUGUUCGCCGUGUGCCGCCAGGAUCGAUGGACCCGACUGUUAAGAACUUGCAAUGGGGGGACUUGACUCGCGGUCUUUUUGAGGCUGCGGAUCGAGGCGCCACAUAUCCUUUCUUGACCGACGGCGACACCAACCUCACUGAGGGAUCCGGUUUCAAUAUCAUUCUUGUGAAGGACGGUGUUCUGUACACCCCCCAGCGUGGUGUUCUUGAGGGCGUGACGCGCAAGAGUGUUAUUGACGUUGCGCGAAGCAACGGCCUGGAGAUUCGAGUUGAGCUUGUGCCUGUACAGAUGGCCUAUGAUGCAGAUGAGAUCUUCAUGUGCACUACCGCCGGUGGCAUCAUGCCCAUCACCAAUCUGGAUGGCAAGCCUGUGAAUGAUGGCAAGCUCGGUCCAAUUACGAAGAGGAUCUGGGACGGAUACUGGGCCAUCCACUACGACGAUGGUUAUAGCUUCGAGAUCGACUACAAGGAUGGUCAGAAGAGUACUACCAGUGGAUUUGCUCAAUAA